GGAGACGCAGAGAAGGCUGUGACAGGGCAGAAGGGAAGACGACGGAGUCUAGCUACACGCUGGGGCUGCUGGGACUGUAACUUGCGUUUGCAGACGGACUCAUCUGCGUUCGCGGUGUGGCUUUUUGUUUUGGGUUUUAAUGUCGCUGACAUUGUGGAGGAGGACGCCCGUGCACUUGCUACAUUGCCACUAAAUCAGUAAAUCCGUUUUGGACGUAUAAUCUGUCACAUUCAGGGGGCGAUGUCCAGAUUGGGUGUGGUGUGUGGGGGCUCACGUGGCAUUGGCCGGGCAGUUGCCCAGUUGCUGGCACAGAAGGGUCACAGGGUCGUGGUGGUCUCCAGAAACCAAGAAGCAGCCCUGGGGACAGCGGAAUCACUUCCUGGAGUGGCUCACGUGGGCCUCAGCUGUGACGUGUCCAGAGAGCACGAUGUUCAGAGUGUGUUUGAGACCAUCACCAGCACGUGUGGCCCUGUGGACUACCUGGUGAACGCAGCAGGAAUUAUCAGAGAUGCGUUAUUAUUGAGGAGUAAAUCUGAAGACAUCGGCUCUGUUCUUCAUACGAACCUGCUGGGCUCCAUGCUUACGUGUAAGGCUGCGCUACGGAGCAUGCUUAGUAAAGGAGGGGCCAUUGUCAACAUAGGCUCGCUGGUGGGUAUGAAAGGCAACGCUGGCCAGUGUGCGUACAGUGCCAGCAAAGCCGGCCUGGAGGGUUUCUCCCGGUCCCUGGCUAAAGAGGUGGCCUCCCGGAGCAUUCGAGUCAAUCUGGUGGCUCCAGGGCUCAUCCAAACAGACAUGACCGCAGGCCUGAGAGAGGAAGACGAACGCAGGCGGAUUCCUCUGGGGCGUUUCGGCCAGCCGGAGGAGGUGGCCCAGGCUGUGCUGUUCCUCUUAGAGACGCCCUACGUCACAGGACAGGUGUUGCUGGUGGAUGGUGGACUGCAUCUGGCCCUGUAGCACCCUGGUGCAGUUGGUUCCACCUUUAAUCCCUGCCCUCCGCACGGCACCGGUGGUACGGUCCCUGGCCUAAACCUGUAGUGUGAAAACCCUACCACUUGAGGUCUCUGUUUGUAAAGGUGAAUGACGUUUGUUGAUGUCAGCAAUGGUCAGUCGUGUCCUUUUAACAUUCAGGAAUGUUUUGUCUUCAAAAUGGUUCUUUUACAAGCUUCACCAAACGGUUUGGAUAUACUGCUUUUAAAUGGACGCUCAGUCUCAGUCACUGAGCAGAGAGAGAAAAACUCAGGCGAUGACCGAGUGACGGUGAGAGCUUUAGUUAGUCCUCGACGCUCACAUGUUAAAAUACAAAACCUACAACCACAUUUUGGUCGUCAUUUUUUUAAGUCUCCCUUUUCAUGGGAGUUUUACACACACACACACACACACACACACACAGCUGGCCGCAUUAAGUUUUAUUUUUAGCUCCUUCAGAUUUUUUUUUGGUGGGGUGUGUGUGUGUGUCAGCCUACAACUGCAACUGCCUACAACUGAGGUCAUAGGUCAGCCGCAAGCAUACGAGCUCUCUACACCCAUUACGGCCACCAAAGCAGCUGAUUUUGUAAUGUUAAAUAAAACUAAACUUCAGUGGUGUGUCUGCAUUCAUAGCUUUGAGGCUCCUGGACAGAGUUUAAUUCCUUAAUUGGCAGGUUUUGUAAAGGACGACCAUCAGACGAGGACAGCCUGUCUACACCCCGUUGUCUAGUCUUUAAAAGAUACAGACACAACACCAAAGACCUUCUAAAGACCCCUCAUCAUGUAAACAUGCACAAUACAAAACACACAACAGCUUCUGUAUUCUAGCAUUUAAAUGUGAAUUAGUCAAUAUCCAGUUUUCCUGCUCGUAGACCCAAAGCUGCUUUGUUAUACCAAACUAUUAAAGGGUUUAAGAUGUGUUUUUACGAAAGAGGUGCUUUCAUUCCAGGUUCAGUACUUUCAAAGACCUUUAUUUAUAUUGGUGUUCAUAAACCAGAACAGAGUCGGGAGAGUGUUCAGAUACACAGGUGCAGGUUGGCUUUCAUCGUGAGGCCCGUUAGACAGCAGUAACUGAGGGCAAACAUUUGAAAAAGGCAAAAGAUAUUGCAACACUUGUGUGAGUACAUACUAUAUAGCCAUAUGUUUAGAUACAUUAUCAAAAUACAUUGCAAGCCUUAAUGAUGUGCAAAUUGUAUAACAAUCCAACAGCCCAACAAACAGUUUGACUCCAAUUCAUUGUAAGUACCAGAGUUGCAUAUGUGAAUAUAUAUUAAUAUGAAGGAAAAAAAAAAAAAAA
Messenger RNA from Electrophorus electricus (electric eel), 2263 nucleotides. RefSeq names its product carbonyl reductase 4 (gene cbr4). Gene Ontology annotation, biological process: fatty acid biosynthetic process. Gene Ontology annotation, molecular function: oxidoreductase activity, acting on the CH-OH group of donors, NAD or NADP as acceptor; quinone binding. The record is from RefSeq and is a predicted model, not a curated record. Lineage: Eukaryota; Metazoa; Chordata; Actinopteri; Gymnotiformes; Gymnotidae.